AUGGGUGCCGUCACAUGAACCACCUCCGUACACGGGAUUCACAUGCACAACGCUGCGGGCGUACGAGAACUGCCAGAAAAACAAGCGCCCCGACUCCACUUACCUCAACUGGCAGUGGCAGCCCGACGACUGCGACUUGACAAGGUUCGACCCAGCUGCAUUUGCAAGCCGCUUCAGAAACAAGGUGCUUGGCAUUUCAGGCGACUCCUUCUCCUCCAACUUUGGUAGCUCUAUCCGCUGCAUCAUCGCCUCCUUCACCACCACCAAGGACUUCACGUCCACGUGGUACGGGCAGGAUGUGCGCGGGUACAAGGUGCCGGCGUACAACAUCACCUUCCUCUCGCUCUCUGCCGUCUUCCUAGUUGACGCCACGCCCAUGGGUGCUGCCAAGAGCAGUGGCACCUGGAAAAUUCACCUGGACAAGCCCAAGGAGGUUUGGGCAUCCGUGCUUCGCUUCCUGGACAUCUUCAUCUUCAACACUGGCCAUUGGUUUGUAAAUGUGCGCCCCACAUGCUUGACCUCUCUGCUUGCUCGCACGCUGCCACCCCUUCUGCUAUUUGCUGACCCUUGCAUGUCUAUACCUGCCCCUCAACAGGCCCCCCCUAAGCUGCGGCAGUUCUACAUGAAGGGAGUGCUUCAGAGUGACAUGAGUCCAUUCCAGGCCAUGAGCGUUGCUCUUUCCACAGUGCGGGACUUCAUCAUCAACUCUGACUACCGUGGUGUGCCUGUCAUGCUCUCAUACUCGCCAUACCAUUACGAGGAAGCCUAUGGUGGCGACCCAAAGAAGAGCUGCAAAGGAGCACAGAGGCCGUUCACAAAUGCAGAGGUGGCUGUUGCGGAGAGAGGCACAGAAGCACUGGAUGCAGUGGUCACACAGCUGGGCGUGUUUCAACAAGUGACGAAACCACCUGUGAAGGCAGAUGAAAGAGCCACCUUCAGGAUCAUGGACGUGACACGGCUUAGCCUUAUGCGGCCGGAUGCCCAUUUGCAGAAUUACACUGGCGCAUCUGGUACCGACUGCUCCCACUGGUGCAACCCUGGACUACCAGAUACAUGGUCAGACAUACUGUAUAACGUACUGAUGUCAUCGUGA
Closterium sp. Naga37s-1 is the source of this 1093-nucleotide messenger RNA. Lineage: Eukaryota; Viridiplantae; Streptophyta; Zygnematophyceae; Desmidiales; Closteriaceae. The record is from the annotation of a GenBank genome assembly.